GAGCUUUAAAGCUUGUCAAGUCAAAGGUUUUAUUAUACAGUGGCUUAUAGUGACACUUGAAGGGGACUUCUCCUUUCUUUGGCAUUUUGAUUAUGGUCCAAACAAGUUUAGCAAACAGAUUCUAACCCUCCCCCGCAAGGAAAAGAAAUCCUUGAUGACUCGUCGUUGUUGUUCAUUUCUGUCCACGUCACCUCCUCCAACACCACACUGCUAUUAUACUGACUCCCUCUACAUGCUGAGAGGCCUUGGAGUCUGAGCCUGUUACUAUAGCAACCAUAGAGAAGGACGAAGUAGAGGAGAGGAGGGGGAAAUGCUAAAAAAAAAGAAAAAAAAUUGUGGGCGGGAGCGUGAAAGCACUGCUCCUCUCUUUCAUUGGCUCAAGGCGCACUCUAAGCCCGCCCCUCCCAGGAUGUCAUCAUUAGCAUCGUUUCUGCUGCAAACCCCGUGACUGCUGCUGCCUGCUCUGUCUCUGUGUUCAUUGAGUCAUUGUGGCGUUCCAUGCGUGGAGUCUGAAGAGAAGGAAUGUUGUAACAGCGAAGAACAAGGUCAUGAUUUGACCCUAACAAGACGCCGUCAGCCCAAGGAGACUGAAACGGGAUAUGAAAACUAACAGACGGGUGCCUGAAAUGAGAUUUGGACAAGAUGUUGCAGAUCCUGGUGCAUUUUUUUAGCUUUGGAAUGAUUAGGAAGGAAUAAAAGAGGAGGUGGAGCACAUGGACGAAGUCAGAAGAUCAGAGCUUUGCUGACCUGGUAGGAAAUCUUUGAUGAGGAAAAAGGCAAACGUCACAGGCUGACAGUUGAUGUUGCAUCAGUAAAGCCAUCAGCAGUGUGCAAUGCCCCUGGAGGACACCUGUAAUUAUUUUUGAACAGAAACGACUUGUGAUAAGACCAAAGAAAACUCCUGCUAAGCUCUCAUUUAUCCUGGGAUAACCCAACACUAACAAAUGACCACUGGACAGAACCUGGAACUGUUACGAGGACAAUGUCUCUGAUCAUGCUGGGAUGUUGCUGUCAGAGAUGCAAAGCAUAAAUAUGCUGGAACAUCAGCACAUGUGUCUGGCAGAACAGUGAGGAUGAAGAGGCGAGGCCAGACCAGAGGCCAGAGGUUUGUCAAGGCUGACUACUAUGAGCUGGACUGGUACUACGAAGAGUGUACUGAUGUGUUGUGUGCGGACCGAGUGGGCCAGAUGACAAAGACGUACAGUGACAUUGAUGCUGUCACUCGACUGCUGGAAGAGAAAGAGCGGGACUUGGAGUUAGCAGCUCGUAUCGGACAGUCCCUGUUAAAGAAGAACAAAGGGCUCAGUGAAAGGAACGAACUGCUGGAGGAGCAAGUAGAGCAAAUACGAGAGGAGGUAUCUCAGCUGCGUCAUGACCUCUCCAUGAAAGAUGAGCUGCUGCAGUUUUACACCAACGCUGCAGAGGAAAGUGAGGGGGAGUCCAACACCUCCACGCCUGUGUGUCCAAGUGAACCGUAUGUGUCCGCUCCAGCCGUUUUCCCUCUGGACUCCUUACAGAAGAAACUCAAAGAUUUAGAGGACGAAAACAAAUCUCUCCGAUCAGCGGCAACUCACCUGGAGACUGAAACCAUCUGCUAUGAGGAGAAGGAGCAGCAACUUGUCAAUGAUUGUGUCAAAGAGCUACGAGGUGCCAACCUGCAGAUUUCUUCUCUGGCUGAAGAGCUGGCGAGAAAGUCGGAUGAUGCCUCACGGCAGCAAGAGGAAAUCACACAUCUGCUCUCUCAGAUAGUAGACCUGCAGAAGAAGGCUAAGCUUUAUGCUGUGGAGAAUGAGGAGCUCACACAGCACUUGGGUGCUGCCAAAGACGCUCAGAGACAGCUCACUGCUGAGCUAAGUGAGUUGCAGGACAAGUAUGCAGAGUGCAUGGAGAUGCUCCAUGAAGCUCAGGAGGAGCUUAAGAACCUGAGGAAUAAAAGUUUACCCCUCAGCAAUCCCAGGCGUUUCCAUUCUCUGGGCUUGUUCCCAAUGGACUCUCUGGCAGCAGAAAUAGAAGGAACCAUGAGGAAAGAGCUGCAGAUGGACGAUCCGGAUGUAGAAGAGCAGAGACUGCAUCCGAAGCGAGUGUUCCAGACGGUGAAGAACCUCAACCUGAUGCGUCAGCAGCGAUCCUCUGCAGCUCCUUCACCUCUCAACAUCCCAGGCUCCAAUCAGACCUCCUGCUUCACCUCGGGCCGCUCCAGCAGGGUGGGCACACCUUUCUCCACCUCCAUGUUUGGGAGUGAGACAGGCAGCGGGAUCAUCCUGGACAACAGGACAAGCAGUCCUGAUGGGUCGGAGGACUCCAACAAGCGUCCCCCCGGUACUCCCGGAACCCCAGGCGGCAGAGACUUGGAGGCUGCUCUUCGGCGCCUGUCCCUCCGUCGGGACAACUACCUCUCAGAAAAACGCUUCUUUGAGGAGGAGAGAGACAGGAAGCUGGCUUAUCUGGCAAAAGAGGAGGAAAAGGAAAGCGGGGAGGGAAGUGGAGGCCCGGGGACCCCGACAGAGAGUCUGUUGUCGCUGUGCUCACAUCCCUCCAUGAGCACCAUGUGGUCAGGAUUCUCGUUCAGCCCGAGGUCUUACCUCCCAGAGAAGCUGCAGAUCGUAAAGCCGCUAGAAGGUUCUGCCACUCUGCAUGCAUGGCAGCAGCUGGCUCAGCCUCACAUGGGCGCUCUGCUGGACCACCGGCCCGGCGUGGUCACUAAGGGUUUCCGUAGCUUACCCCACGAACAGGAGCAGGAAGACAGCUGGCAUUUGGACCAACCAGAGGAGGACGAAGAGCCACAUGACACCCGCUCCUACCUGUCAGGGGGAAGCCCCGCCCCCUUCGGUCUGCCUCAGUCUACCUCGACUCCGUCUGUCUGCUGCCACAAAUUUGCUGACAUUGAAGAAAACACUCAACCAGGGGGACUGGGUGUGAUCUUAGAGACAGCUGAAGGAAAGGACGGACAUGUCGGAAGCACGCCCCCUCCCCACUCGUCCUCUCCACUCCCUCCUCCCUUCGAGAGCAUCAGGGAAAAAGAGUUCCAGGCCCUGCAGCAGAGCCCUGUGGAGCGCAUGCCUGUUUAUUUCCCAGGGAAGUGCAUGUCCCACACCAGCUCCACCUACACCUUCACCACCUGCAGGAUCCUCCACCCCUCUGAUCAGCUGACCUCCGUUUCACCAAGCACUGCUGUAUCCACGGGUCAGAACAGUGCCAGCAUCGGAACACCAACCCACGCACCGUCUCCCUUAUCCUCUACACCCUCCUACACCCCCUGCUGCACCCCACGCCGCCUCUCACUCUCACACACCGAGUCCUCCACUAACCUGAGGGACUCCACCAAGACAACCAGCACCUCCCUGGGCUUGGUGCACCUCCUGCUGGAGCAUGGGAUUUCUGCCUCGGUGUAUAACCCGUGCAGCUGGGACAGAGGACUGGGGGCUCGAGGGGCUUUAAUGAUGAGAGUGGGGCAGGAACAGAGGUCCAUCGCCAGACAGGCAGAGAGUGAAGUCAAACAGUCGCUGAAACGACCAGAUCUGCUCCUACUCCAGCCUCACACCCCGCCCACCUCACCUGACUCCGCCUCCUCCACCUCCCCAGCUCCAGCAUUUCAGUUCAGCCCUUCCACUGAAGACCCACCAUACUACGAUGCCUUCCUUGCCUCCAAACCGGCCCGUACCAUUCUGAGAGAGGUUCUGGGAGAGAUGGAGCGGGAUAAACAGAUGGAAGACGACAGCCAAGCAGAGAUGACCAACCUUGGACUUGUGGACAAACUCAAACAGUUUCGCACGCUUUCUCCCUUCUCUGCGUCCGCCUCAUCCGGGACCGCUCUGUUAGCAUCCUUUGGCCCCGGCGGGGUGGGGAACGCUGCGUUAGGCGGCGGCCUUCCAGGUUUGAACGCAGGACUGAGGCGGAACAGAAGCUAUCCCGCUUUGGUGGGGGCUAGCAUGGCGAUGAAAGACCCCGGUGGUCCUCCGUGCACAGACAUUCUCAUACCACAUGCACACCACGCAGGCAAAGGCCAAACAACUGACAAGGACGUGCACGCUCCUGAGGAGGUUCCGAAACACUCACACCCGACACACAAAUGAAGAAACCGAGACUGAUAGAUCACAAUUUCACAUGUUGGAAUAUUGCACAUACGGCAGCGCACAUAUGGAUCCAUGCAUUUAGCUUUUUCAAUCAAACUGGUGACUUUCAUCAGACUGAACACCAGAGCAGUGAAUAAAUCCAGUCCUGACUGAAGCUGUUACUGUUCUUCUCACACCAUCAGCCAGACUGACGAUCAUCAAGUAUGUGGCCUUUCUCUGUUUGUUUUUAUUAUAUGAUGCAUAUGCAAAACAACUGGCAUAUAGUGUCAUAUUAAAAGCCUGGUUGGUUUGUGAUAAAAAGAGAAAAAGUCCCCCAAACCAUCAAAAGUUUCCACUCUAGACCUUUUAUUUAUGGUUUGUGUUGGUCAUAUUUUAAUAUGGGGAGACAUUUGACUUCAGCACUGUGUUUAUUGUUCCUCAAUAAGAUCAAUAAUCAGAAAUCAACCCAGCAUUGUUGUUACUGCGUCUGUAGGAGUUCAUAAAAGUGCCAUGUUGAGAUGAUAUGUUUUGUUGUGUCACUAGCAGGAAUUUAUUUAUUUAUUCAAAAACAUUUCAUAAAAAAAAAAAAAAAUUAAAUCACACUCUUAUUUUUUUUUAAACCAUUGUAGUAUUUUAAUAUUGUAUAAAUUGAUACUUUUUUGGGGCUUAAAUGGUAUUAAUAGCCUUGGAAUUGACUCCACCACUCACCCUGCAGUUUCUGCUCUCAAAACUAAACCAGUUUGGGGUUUUUCAUUUGCCCCGAUGCUGUGACUGAAUGUACUUCUGUGCCUAAACGCGCCGCAUCUCCUCUCGGAUGCAGCGAGUGUUCCAUUUGUUGAUUAUUUUAACUUGCCUUUUAUUUUUUUCUGUGUGCAAUAGGCCGUGUGUACAUUAGACUCCUGAUGCAGUUGUUUGCAUCCUAACGCGCCCGCACUUUCUCAUGAGACGUCUCCAUGUGGUUAUUGUUUGUGUGCUAUGAUUUGGGCUUCGGUGGUUCAUGAUGGUUCAGAGGACAGCAGGUCCAGUCAGAUGAACAGAACACUGUGACUGCAGAGCGGCAGGGAACCCAACAGUUUGCUCUCUCGGUUCUGUUCUGCUAUUCUCAUAAAAUCCUUAGUCUUUGUUAAAAAAAAAAAAAAUGUUGGAAGUUCAAUACAAAUGUAGAAGAGUUUGAUUUGGACUUCUUACACUGAUUUAUGAUCUAUCAAUACCAAAGUUACAAUGGAAGAAUCUUGUCAGUAUUUUGUAUAAUUUAUAAACAUGAAACAUUUCAAGAAUGAUCUAUAUUUUCCCUGAAAGACCUCCUGUUAGUGUCAUAGAGUUAAAAUGACUGAUGAAUGACUAAAACUUAUACACAUUCUAGUAAAAAGAGCUCAUUUUGAUCUAUAAUGGCUUAUUAGCUCGUCUGUAGUCUCAAAUCAAUUUUUGAGGCAAUUAACUCGAUAUUUUAUUUACCUAAAAUCUAUAUUUACCAUAAUUUGAAGUCUCUAAAAUGCUCAUAUUGCAUCGAUUCUGCCUAACACCUCAUGGCUCAAGCACAGUUUAUAGAAGAAAAUAAAAAUUGCAGUAUUGGAAAUAAAAACAGUUUGACUGAAGCAACGAGGAGUGAAGAUAUGUGUGUAAAUGUGUGCAGUUUUUUGUUUGUUUAUUUGAAUGUAAUUUAUUCUAGUUUCCAUGCUGUAAUGCCAUGUAUCUGCACAGUAUGCUGGUUUAACUUAAGUUGGUGUUAACCUCCAUGAAGGGAACUUUUAUUGCAUUGUAAAUGUAUGCAACAGACAUGCUAACUUUCUAAAGAGAAUCUAUUGAAAACAAUAUUAUUGUGUUGUUUGUGUAGGAUAAUGACGGAAUGAAGCUGAACGGAGUCAGAGUUCUAUUUUACAGAACUGGCUGCACUAUUAAUAAAGGGAUAAAUGCA
Oryzias melastigma (Indian medaka) is the source of this 5967-nucleotide messenger RNA. It is a transcript of the gene trak1a, whose product is annotated as trafficking protein, kinesin binding 1a. The record is from RefSeq and is a predicted model, not a curated record. Gene Ontology annotation, cellular component: dendrite. Lineage: Eukaryota; Metazoa; Chordata; Actinopteri; Beloniformes; Adrianichthyidae. The transcript has 15 exons. Bases 1074 to 4073 code for a protein of 999 amino acids. Gene Ontology annotation, biological process: neurogenesis; anterograde axonal transport of mitochondrion; endosome to lysosome transport. Gene Ontology annotation, molecular function: GABA receptor binding.